CGCAUCUGAGAAGCUGAUGGCACUCAGAAAGAGUCAGCUGACUACCACACUGCUAACCUCUGUGGUGGCGGCGGUGUUUGGCUCGCUGCAGACUGGAUACCACACCGGCAAUGUCAACUCUCCAGCCAGAGUCAUUGAAGACUUCAUCAAUGUGACAUGGAACUCAAGACACAAUCAGUCCAUGCCAGACCAGAGUUUGAUAUUUCUGUGGGCUUUCUCAGUCAGCAUCAAGGAUUUCGGAGCCCUGUUGGGGUCACUGGGUGUCAAAGGCCUGGCUGAUUCUUACGGGAGGAGAAACGCCAUUCUCAUAGCAAACACUCUGUCUAUCGCAGGCGCCUGCGUGAUGUUCCUAAGCAAAGCAGCUGAAUCUUUUGAACUUCUUAUUAUGGGCCGUUUCAUUUUUGGCCUUUUCUGUGGUCUGGUGAUGAGUCUGAACCCGCUGUAUAUCCAGGGUGUGUCCCCAAUUAACCUCCGUGGUGCCUUUGCAACUCUCAACCAGGUUUCUUUUGCCUCUGGCAUUUUCCUGGGCAUGGUGGUGGGCUUAGAAACAGUCCUGGGCACACAUAAGCACUGGGCGUUUAUGCUGUCUCUGUCCCUUAUUCCAGCUGUCCUUCAGUAUAUAAUCUUGCCUUUUUGCCCUGAGAGCCCACGCUAUUUAUUCCUCAACUGUGGCAAAGAACAAGAAGCAGAAGCUGCUUUAAGAAGGUUAAGAGGAAACCCUGACAAGGUGACCAAGGAAAUGGAUGAGAUGAGAGAGGAAGCAUCUCACAGUGAAACAAGAAUAACUAUCAGGGAAUUCUUCAUCAAACGCUGCUAUAGACAGCCCAUAAUACUUGUGUUAAUCAUCAACCUGGGCAGCCAGUUAUCCGGAUUCAACGCGAUCAUAAAUUAUUCAACGGAAAUAUUUACCAGGGACAAAUUUGAAGAAGCAAAAUAUCUGACACUUGGAGUGGGAGCCAUCAACGUGGUGUUCACCAUCGUGUCUUUGUUCCUGGUAGAGAGGGCGGGGCGCAGGAAGCUGCUCCUCACUGGCUUCCUAUUGGUGGCUUUUUGUAAUUUCCUUAUGACCAUCACAGACUCCUUGCUGGAUGUAGUCCCGGACAUUCGUGGUGUUCAGGUGCUUGUGGUGUUUAUCCUGAUUUCAGCAUAUGAGCUGGGUCCAGGUCCAAUCUCUUGGUUCAUUGGUGCUGAGCUUUUUGACCAGCCAGCUCGACCCAUCGCCAUGGCGUUCACCAGCAUGCUUAACUGGGGCGGGAAAUUCUUGCUAGCCCUCCUUUUCCCACCAUUAUUGGACCUGUGUGGAGCUUAUAUCUUCCUGCUCUUCAUGUCCAUGGCCUUGAUAGCGUUUACUUACACAGUAUUUCACCUCCCGGAAACAAAGGGCCGGACCUUUGGUGAUAUUGCUGCUGAGUUUCGUGGGGCUGAGAGCAUUCCUCUGCAUAACAAAACAAGUUUCAAUACUUUUACAUGAACAAGAAGUCACUACAAUAUUGUUCCUCUGGCUCAGGCACAGACAAGACCACACUGACCCUCAAGGAAGUGAAUGCAAUGCAAUCAGUCUAGCGCGACAAUGAUUCAUCUGUGAUUUGAAUAUUAAUAACUGUAACAUCUUAUUACCAUUUACUACCAAUUACUGAG
This is a messenger RNA of Neoarius graeffei (lesser salmon catfish), 1638 nucleotides long. It is a transcript of the gene slc2a1c, whose product is annotated as solute carrier family 2, facilitated glucose transporter member 1. Gene Ontology annotation, cellular component: membrane. NCBI's taxonomy places the organism in Eukaryota, Metazoa, Chordata, Actinopteri, Siluriformes, Ariidae. The transcript has 10 exons. Gene Ontology annotation, biological process: monosaccharide transmembrane transport. The record is from RefSeq and is a predicted model, not a curated record. Gene Ontology annotation, molecular function: hexose transmembrane transporter activity. The coding region runs from base 17 to 1471 and encodes 484 amino acids.